AUGACCAGCGCCCUGUUGAAGGUGCUGUUUGUCGCCGUUGCCGUGUUUGCGGCCGGCGCAGCAGCAGAGGAGGAGCUCACUUGUAACUAUGGACCCCGCGCAGGCCUCACGGAGACGUUCAACUUUGUUUGCGUCGACACCUGCAUCGCCAUGCUCAACGAGUGCCUGCCAACCUGCACCAACGCCACCCUCUCUGGCGAGGAGAUGGCACAGUGUCGCGAGGAGUGCCAGAUGGACGCCAACCUCUGCUUCGACUCGUGCGACGCCACGACGACAACCACGACAACCACAACCACCUACACCUGCCCUCCCACCAGGACCUGCGUCUGCCUCGAUGGCUACGAGAGCUACGACACCGUCGACGGCGAUGGCUGCCCUGCGUGUGGCUGCCGCCCAGCGCUCUCCACCACCACAACCCGCGUCAUCACCACCACCACCACCACCACCCGCGUCAUCACCACCACCACAACGACGACGCGCUCCACAACCACAACUCGCUCAACCAGCACAACCACAGCCCCUCUCUGCGACUUCAACUCCCUCGAUGUCCUGUUCACCCUGGACGCAUCCGGUUCCGUCGGCGUCGACAACUUUGACAUUGCCAAGAACUUUGUUGCCGACUCGGUUGAACUCAUGGACGUGGAUCCCGACGUGAUUCGCGUUGCUGGCAUGAUGUUCCACGCCAACCCGCUGCCGCAGUUUGACUUUGACUUCAGCUUUGACCGUGACGUGAUUGCAGAUGCCGUGCGCUCCUUUGUGUACCCGACCGACCGCAACUGGGGCACUGCCACCGGCGCCGCCCUCAACUACAUCCGCAAGUACCUCCUCGUCCCCUCUGCCGGCAACCGUGACCCCGCCGACACGAUUGUCUACUUCAUCACCGACGGCAACUCCCAGGAGGCCCUCAGCUUUGUGCAGGACGCCGCAGACAACAUCCACGCCACGGGCGCUCGCGUCGUCGCAAUUGGCAUCACCGACGCCAUUGACCAGUCGCAGCUGGAGAUUAUCGCCUCCUCGCCGGAUGACGUGAUUAUUGUGGAGGACUUUGCUGACCUGGACGAGGUUGUGCGCGCCGAUGUGCUCAGCCGCGUGUGCUCUGGCCCAAUUGCCAGCACCACCACCCGCGUCUCGACCACCACCACUACACGCCCCGUCACCACGACAACCACCACCCGUCCAGUCACUACCACGACCACAAGGACCACCACCACCACGACUACCACUACCACUACCACUACCACUACCACUACCACUACCACAACCACGACGACGACGACGACGACCACCUCAACGACAUCGACCACCACCACCACAACCUCGAACAGCAACGUCGAGGGCUCCGUCACGACCACAACCACAACCACAACCACAACCACAACCACUUCGACGACGACGACCACCACAACCACAACUACCACGACCACGACGACGACGACGACGACGACGACGACGACGACAACCACCACCACCACUUCUCCAUUCUGCACAUUCCGGCAAACGGACGUGCUCUUCAUCCUGGACAACUCUGGGUCUGUUGGCCCAGACAACUUUGCUCUGGCGCAGGAGUUCGUCAUGGACCUUGUGGACCAGAUGACCAUCAGCUCUACUGCCAUCAACGUGGGCGCCUUCCUCUUCAACAGCCAGGUGCAGAUGCUCACCGCGUUCACGGACGACAAGACGGCCAUCCAGGCUGCCAUCUCCGGAUACAGCUACCCGCCAAGCAACACGGCCGGUACCGCCACGGGCGCGGCACUCAACUUUGCCGUUGACACGAUGCUGCAGUCUGGCGCUGGUUACCGCGGCGGCUCUGUGCUGGUGUACGUCAUCACGGACGGUCGCUCCCAGGAGGAUUCGAGCUUUGUUGCCAGUGCCGCUGCCAACCUGCACGCCACCGGCGCCGAGGUUGUCUCUGUCGGUAUCACCUCCUCUGUGGACGAGACGCAGCUGCGCACCAUUGCCACCAGCGACAGCAACGUGUUUGUGCUGGAGGACUUCUCCGACCUCAACGGCCAGCUUGGCGACACGCUCCUCGCCUUUAGCUGCGAGGACGCUGUCACCACCACCACCACCACCACUCGCGCAGCGUCCACCACCACGACGACGACCCGUGCUGAUACCACAACCACGACGGCACCGGGCACAACCACAACCACGCAGGCAACAACCACCACGUCCACAAGUGCCUCUGUGAGCUGCACUGUGCGUGUGUGCAACUGCCGCCCGGGCGCUGUUGAGGUGCAGACCACGGACGAGAACGGCUGCCCUUCAUGCCGCUGCGUUGCCGCGUAAGGCAUACAGCCCCGAGGCCUGUUCUCCCUCCCUCUACUAACACGCGAGUGUUUUCUUCCCCUCUUUUCUUUUAUCCCUUGAGCGUCUCUUUCUUGUUCAUCGUGUCUUCUCUCUUCUUCCCUGUCUCUGUCGGCGUGCUUAUUCUUGGUUGUGCACUACUGCUGCUGCUGCUCUGCUCAGUCCCUCGUUGUCAUGAUCUCCUUGUAUUUGCUCUCCGAAGCAUUGGGGAGAGUGAUAGGGUGUAUCGGGCAACUUUGAGCAUGCACACGGUUUCGUGUCUGUGUUUUGUGUUUGUCUUGUCCAUGUUCUUGCAUACCAACACAAAGAGAGAGCUGUCUUCAGAGCAAGUGCUCGCUCACACACGAGGCAUGAAACAUGAAUACACAGAAAGGUCUUCCAUCCACAAGAAAGCAAGCAAUUGGCGG
Salpingoeca rosetta is the source of this 2714-nucleotide messenger RNA. RefSeq lists its product as uncharacterized. The transcript is spliced from 2 exons. The record is from RefSeq and is a predicted model, not a curated record. Lineage: Eukaryota; Choanoflagellata; Craspedida; Salpingoecidae. Bases 1 to 2289 code for a protein of 762 amino acids.